Rhipicephalus sanguineus (brown dog tick) is the source of this 1203-nucleotide messenger RNA. RefSeq lists its product as uncharacterized. The record is from RefSeq and is a predicted model, not a curated record. Bases 1 to 1203 code for a protein of 400 amino acids. The transcript has 2 exons. Lineage: Eukaryota; Metazoa; Arthropoda; Arachnida; Ixodida; Ixodidae.
AUGUCGCAGACUUCGCAGCGGAUCCUCUCGACAUCGACGCCGAAGACAUCACGGAUUUCCAGACCUCCGACGGAAUCGGCGUCGCGCACCUCGAGGACGUCUCGCACGGCCCACUCUCUUCGGCGCAGCAUUGCCACGGAGAUGACGUCCGCAUUGUCCGAGGCGACCGCGAACAGGCGUCCCUUUCUCCCCAUGGAGACUGCGGGCGACCUCCAAGAAGAGCAGCGGGGCACUUCCACGUUCUCCUGGGACGCGUCCCUGCUCGCCUCGAGCGCCUCCUUCUUCUGGGUCCUGCUGGACGUGCUGUUCAAGCUGAACCCGUCCAUCCCGACGCCCAAGCUGCUGUUCCACUUCUCGGAGGGCAUCUUCGUGGGCAGCAUGACGCUCAUGUCUGGCAUUGCCGAACCCUACGGUCCCCUGGCGGCCCAGUCGCUGCUGUUCAUGCGAAGCGUCGCCAUGACCGGGGCGCACUUCGCGCGCCUCUUCUCCCUGCGGUUCCUGACCGUCGUGGACGCGUUCACCAUCAGCAGCCUGGGACCCGUGCUGUCGGAGCUGCCGACGUGCGCCAACCGCAAGGGGGCCACCGUGGGACGCGUCCUGCCGCUGUGCAUGGGCGCCAUCUCCCUGGGCCUGCUGGGCUACUCGAAGCAGUACCGCGCCCCGGACACCACGUCCGCACGCCGCUUCGCGACCGGCUGCUUGCUUACGCUGACGGCCUCGGUGCUGCGCGCCACGGUGUCCCAAUUCAACGACGCCACGUGGCACCUGCCGAGCGUUGUGCAGGAGUUCCACUUCUCGUUCGUCAGCCUCAUCGCGUCCUGCGUGCUGGUCGUGUUCUUCUCGGACAUGCGGAGCCUGUACGACGACAUCGACAUGGGCUGCAUGGUAUUUCUGGCGCAGGUGAGCUUCGCGUACCUCUUCUCCCUGACCAAGGCGCGCAACCUGGAGUACUACGGCGUGGUCAACAUCUUCGCCUACGGCCUGGACGCGUUCCUCUCGCUCGCCGCCUCGCACCUGGUGCUCGACGAGGUGCCCGGUCGCCACAGCGACUGCGCCGCGCUGCUCGUGAUGGCGGCCGUCAUGAUUGUCGAGGCCUGUCGCAUCGGCCAGCUGCACGUCGACUCUUGUUCCCACCAAACCUGGUGGCUCGUGCUCAACUUGCCCGUGCUGUCGCCAUCGAGGUUACAGUCGCCAGCAAGCUGA